AUGGCACGAAACCUUGUACCGAAAGGACUAACCAGUUUGCUCUUUAUCUUGGUUCUAGCCACGGCCGUACAUUUAACCAAAGCUACGGAACUUAAAGAAACCAACCUGUCCCUCUACUUCCAAGACAUCUCAGCCCACGGCGCUGCCAAUGCCACGGUUGUCCCAGUUGCAGGUGUUGCCGGCAAGGCUUGGACAUUCACCCAAUUCGGAACGGUCUAUGUCACCGACAACUACAUCACCGAAACCUCAGACCCAAAUUCAGCUGCAGUCGGCCGUGGCCAAGGCAUGUACGUGACAGCCGGGUUGGACGGCUUGAAUUCACAUGUUAUGAUAUCAUUAGUGUUCACAAACGACGAGUACAGUGGAAGCACCAUACAAAUACAAGGUAUUAGCAAGCAGUUUGAGCCUGUUAGAGAGGUUGCGGUUGUGGCAGGAACAGGGAAAUUCCGGUUUGCUAGGGGCUAUGCCACUUUUGAGACACACUUCUUGGACAUUCCCACCCAGUACGCGAUCAUCCGGUGCAAUGUCACGGUGCAACAUUACUAG
Juglans regia (Persian walnut) is the source of this 546-nucleotide messenger RNA. Its product is annotated as dirigent protein 22-like. The transcript has a single exon. Bases 1 to 546 code for a protein of 181 amino acids. The record is from RefSeq and is a predicted model, not a curated record. Lineage: Eukaryota; Viridiplantae; Streptophyta; Magnoliopsida; Fagales; Juglandaceae.